AUGAGUAAGCAGUUUGAUCCCAAGUGGAAAGUCCCAAAUAGAUUUCAGGAGGUGAAAUGGACUCCGGAAGCUGAUAUUUCCUUUAUAGGUGGGAUUUCCGUAUCCGGUGGACCUCUACUUGAAGCACUUCUAAUUAGUUCCAAUCAAGAGUUAUAUAUAUGCACAGUCGAGCAGAGGGAUGAAUUCAGUGAAAUAUUUCGACAGAACAGUAUCUUGAACACCGACAAUGAUACCGUUAAUCAGAUUUUAACACAGUUAACUGCUUUAGAAGGGAAAAUCGGUUCUGACGAGACAUCUGAUACGUUGGUAAUGUUUCAGCUAUCUGAAAAUAAGGAAAUGCUAACAAUACAGCAUGGCGAUUUUAAACUAACAUUUCCGAUGGUAAUUGUUGAUCAAAUAGAAUCACAAAUUCUCAUAAUGAAGCAAUUGCUGAAACGAUUUAUAAACUUUAGCUACCUACAGUCGGCAAUUCUUUCAAAGGAUGACGCGGAGAUUAGGAACAAAAAUCGAAUAAUCAUUCGACUUCUAGUUAAUCAUAUACAAAAUACCUCUUUAACAUCAGGAUUGGGAUCCAAUACAGGAAAUCUUACGGAUCAGCAAAUAUAUAACCAUGAAGCCGUACAAUCUCUUUUUCUCUCCGGUAGUAGUUUGCGAUCAUCAUUGGAAAGUACACCCGGAUCCUUAAGAAGCGAAGCGAAGAAGGAAUAUCGAAACAUUCAGCCGUCUGUGAAGUUAUCAUCCUUAUUUAUCCCCAAAUUCAACGAACAAUGGAACACAAUAGCGCCACAAAUGUCACGAAGAACAGAAAAAAGUAAACACGAUCAAAGUACAAAAUUUAACCGUCACCAAGAAGAGACAGAACUUAAAAGACGUGGUGAUGACUCGAUUAUUAAUCCGGCCAAAUAUAAACGAUUUAGGUAUCUUUUGGGGCGUAAGAAAAGGAAUGAAAGUUAA
This is a messenger RNA of Brettanomyces bruxellensis, 954 nucleotides long. RefSeq lists its product as uncharacterized. Bases 1 to 954 code for a protein of 317 amino acids. The transcript has a single exon. The record is from RefSeq and is a predicted model, not a curated record. Lineage: Eukaryota; Fungi; Ascomycota; Pichiomycetes; Pichiales; Pichiaceae.